Molecule: messenger RNA, 1715 nt
Organism: Hemibagrus wyckioides
Lineage: Eukaryota; Metazoa; Chordata; Actinopteri; Siluriformes; Bagridae
Product: vesicle-associated membrane protein-associated protein A-like
Exons: 6
Coding region: 138-869 (243 amino acids)
Biological process (GO): neuron projection development
Cellular component (GO): endoplasmic reticulum membrane; plasma membrane
Molecular function (GO): FFAT motif binding
Source: RefSeq, a predicted model, not a curated record
CGUGGCCGUGCGCGCUCCCUGCUCUUGUGUGACUCAGUGAGAUUCAGUGGUGGUUAGGUGAAUAUUCAGAUAGCUUAGCUAACCUACAGCCACGCCGGCUUUUUCGGUUGCUGGAAAACAUCACUGCUUUAGACAACAUGUCCAAACUAGAGCAAGUAUUAAUCCUCGACCCGCCGUCUGACCUGAAAUUCAAAGGCCCGUUCACAGAUGUAGUGACUACCAACCUCAAGCUCCGAAACCCAUCCGAAAAAAAAGUGUGCUUCAAGGUGAAGACAACUGCGCCACGUCGCUACUGCGUGCGGCCCAACAGCGGCUCCAUCGAUCCUGGUUCCUCAGUCAUUAUCUCUGUAAUGCUGCAGCCUUUUGACUACGACCCAAAUGAAAAAAGUAAACAUAAAUUCAUGGUCCAGACCAUUUAUGCGCCAUCCAACAUAACCGACCUGGAAGCAGUGUGGAAGGAUGCAAAGCCAGAGGACCUCAUGGACUCUAAGCUCAGAUGUGUUUUUGAGCUGCCUUCAGAAAAUGAUAAAAUGAAUGACGUAGACCCGACCAAAGCUGCCCCCGUCCUUAACUCCUCCAAGGCAGAUAGCACAUCAGCAGCCAAGCCCAGCAGCAUGGAUGACACAGAGAUGAGAAAGCUGUUGGAUGAGUGCAAGAGGCUGCAGUCAGAAGUGAGCAAACUUGGAGAUGAGAACCGGCAACUUAAGGAUGAAGGUUUGCGGAUGAGGAAGGCCCAGCGCUCAGAAAACAUGGUCUCAAACACGGCAGGCAUGAUGAGGAAGGAAACCAGUUCCAAAUCGCUCCCCUCACUGCUUGUUGUUAUUGCAGCUAUCUUCAUUGGAUUCUUCUUGGGGAAGUUUGUGUUGUAGGAUAAAUGCGUGUUCUGCCCAGCUCCUUCCAGUGUCUUCUGGGUCUGAGGGGCGAAACGUGUGUUCUUGUCGUUCAGCGUCGCAUCAGUGCUAGUCUGGCCUAAGGCGGCGGGAAAAAUGCGUCUGUGUACAGAAUCAUUCAAACAGGCCUUGCCUUUUUGCAAUCUCACACGAUUAGUACACAUACACUCUCAGAAAAGAGAAGAACAAAGUCUCAUCUUUUUUCCUCCCAUAUCGGUUUUUUUUCUGUUGUGGUGGUGGUGAAGGGGUAUUUUCUUUUUUUCCUUCCAAGGGUUUGACAGGUUUAACUGUACAUUUAUUAAUCAUCAGUUGCAGUCAAAUUGCCGGCACUGUGUAGAGACCUUUAUGAUAAUGGGAAAAAAAAAAAAAAAAAAUUCUAUGAUGAAUAAAUAAAAUUAAUUGUCCUUGCUUUCUUUAUGUGGUUUAAUAAGUGUUGGAAUGUUUUAAGUGUCUUGUACAUGUCAUUCUAAUCCUUUAUGAAAAUUUAAAACCGAAAAAGAAAAACAAAAAGAUGCUGCGUGUUGCUGGUUGGCCUCUUCACAGUGAAACUGAGCUUCAGAUUUACAAUAAUUUUAUUUUCUUGAAUGUGAAGAAUUCAGCUGAGAGACUGUGCCUCCUUCCACGUUCAUUAUUUUUCUCUCAGUCACCUGACAGACACAUCUUACUCUUACAUUAAAGUCUUAGCAUUUAUUUUAUGCAAAUUAUAUACUCGUUUGUGAGGCAACUGUUAACUGAAACAUGACCACUCUGACUGUAUAUGGUAUUUAACAUUGAGCCACUGGGAAAUAAGAGAAAUUAAAAUUAAAUAAAAAUAUCUAACAUUCU